Messenger RNA from Humulus lupulus (European hop), 935 nucleotides. RefSeq names its product EPIDERMAL PATTERNING FACTOR-like protein 5. The record is from RefSeq and is a predicted model, not a curated record. The transcript is spliced from 2 exons. NCBI's taxonomy places the organism in Eukaryota, Viridiplantae, Streptophyta, Magnoliopsida, Rosales, Cannabaceae. Bases 248 to 628 code for a protein of 126 amino acids. Gene Ontology annotation, biological process: guard cell differentiation; stomatal complex development.
AAUAACAAUAAUAAAAAAAAAACUCUCUCCCUUACCAACUUUCUCUCUCUAACCCAUCUUUUUGGUCUGUGUUUUUGACUUGGACUCUCUCCCCACACGCUCACAAAUGAAAACGGCAAUAAUAACAAUGAAACUCUCUCUCUACAAUCUCUCUCCUUAACAGUUCUUCUUCUUCUUCUUCUUCUUCUUCUUCUUCUUCUUCUUCCACUCUCAGAGGCUAACCCGCGCCAAGCACUCCGGCUCGGCGAUGGGCGUACUGCGCCACCGCCACCACCACCAAAACCACCAACAUUACAAUAACUGCCACCACUGUCGUUUUCUAAGGCUUUCCACUAUUACGGCGCUUACUUUUCUCUUGUUCGCUUCCGCCUCAGCUCUGUUACCGACCCAACUCAUCGGUGGGCAAGGGAGUAGAAGAAGUACUACAAGUGUUAAAAGUGGAGUUUUGGAGCCGGAGAAGAGACUGGCCGGACCGGGUUCUUCUCCGCCGACGUGUCGAUCGAAAUGCGGGAGGUGCUCGCCUUGUAAAGCGGUUCAUGUACCGAUUCAGCCCGGUCUGAGUUUUCCCCUCGAGUAUUAUCCUGAAGCUUGGAGAUGCAAGUGUGGCAACAAACUCUUCAUGCCUUGAAAAAAAAACCAAAAAAAAGAAAGAAAAAUAAUUUAAAUGAUAUAAGCUUCAAAGGUUUAAGCUUUUAGCUCUAGCUCCGAGCUAAGCUAACACAGGGAUGAGAAACAGAGGUGAAUGAUCUUCUUUGGGUUGAAAACUCUUGUCAGUAAUUAUUAAAAGCAUUUUUAGUAUUUAGCGAUGAUGAACUUCAUUAUUAUAAUGUUACUUUUUUUUUCUUUUCCCUAUUUUGGUGUUAAUAUAUAUAACUAUUGAUGAUUCAAUGUGGGAGACAAGUUAGAACUUUGGGAAUGUAAGAUUUGUUAGGUGA